Messenger RNA from Toxoplasma gondii ME49, 1566 nucleotides. RefSeq names its product histone lysine methyltransferase, SET, putative. The transcript has a single exon. Gene Ontology annotation, cellular component: nucleus. NCBI's taxonomy places the organism in Eukaryota, Apicomplexa, Conoidasida, Eucoccidiorida, Sarcocystidae. The record is from RefSeq and is a predicted model, not a curated record. Bases 1 to 1566 code for a protein of 521 amino acids. Gene Ontology annotation, molecular function: protein binding.
AUGGAGGACCUCCAGGACUACGCGUUGAUGACGGAGGCGUAUGACUUCUCUGUCUCCUUCGACGCAUGCAAAGGGAAAUUCCUUCAGGCGAGGCGGGCGCUCGAGUCCGAGGAGACGAUCCUCGUCGAGGUGCCUCUGAUCUGCUGGCCCAUUGGCGCGUCGGUUCCGCUCUCCGAGGCUGUGUUCUGCGAGAACUGUCUGAAGCUGAAGCCUUUUCAGUCUCCGUCGGCUCCCGGCGUCUCCUCGCCUUCUCCUUCGCCUCACAGACCUGAACUUGGCCCUGCCCCCGUCGACGCCGGCCUUGCCUCGCCCCACACCACCUGUGUCCUUCCCGGAGACACUUCCCCCUCUGGAUCCCACACCGCCUCCCAGAUAGACACUCAGCUGUCCCCUUCUCUUUCUUCUGGCGCUUCGUCUUCUUCUCCAGUCGCUUCUUCUCUUGAGGAAGGGUGUGAGUUGACGGUGGACGGCGUCUUGUGCUGGUUCUGCUCGACACCUUGUCUGGCGAAUGCGUUGGGCGGAGACUCACUGCUGUCUCUCCACAAGGCUUUGCCUUCCUCCGCAGAGACGCCGGUGGCUCGCGCGCUGGCCGCGGCUGCAUGCGCGUCUGUCGGCGUCUCCCUGGAGGGAGGGAAGAAGAGGCGAGGCGUUCCGGCAGAGGUCGGCGAGAAGAGAAAACUGCACGGAGGCGUCGACGCCAAGACUGCCAGAACAGGAGCUGCUGCGCCCGAGGAAUGCGCCGAGGUCGACUCAGGUUCCGAGGAAGCGACUGUUGCAUGCCGCGAUGCAGGGAAAGACGACCGCGACAAGAAGCUCGUUGGUGGAUGGAUGAGCGUGCUUGGUCCAGCAUCUCUCCGGCUCUUGCGAGAGAACACCGAAACGCAUGCGUCGACCUCGAAUCCUCUCCCCUCAGAAGCGCUCGCGCGGGCCAUCGCGCGGAUCGCGGCCCAGACGCGUGCACUGCUUCUCGCCCACCCGGGGCUCUCCCUUGGAGAGGCGUUUGCUGCGGCCUCGCGGCCUUUCCAGAGACUCGCGGUUCCCGCAGAGACGCCAGCAGGCUUCGACUUUUCUGCGAUCCUCGCAGCUGUCAAGAGCGAGAGGGAGCUGUUGAGCGCCGUCCUUGCGAAGCGCCUGCAGGCGACUGUGGGGUCGGAGGCUGCAGGCGUUCUGCUCCACAGCGACACUCUCGUCCACCUCAGAAGUGCUCUUUCCGUGAACAGCCAAGCCAUCCAUUUGUGGGGAGCCUCGACGGCCGGCGCCCUAAUGGUCCUGCGAGCCGGAGGUGUAUAUACACUCCAUGCAUGCGCGAACCACAGCUGCGAUCCGAACUGCGGGGUGUCGUCUUCCGGCUCCGAAGGCGGCGGCAGCACGCUGUCCGUCGCGACACUCAGAGCUGUGGCUCCUGGCGAGGAACUGACUGUUUCCUACGUCGACAUUUCGCUGCCGCUGAAGGCCCGGAGAGAGAUGCUUCUCUCCUCUUUUGGGUUCCUCUGUCGCUGUUCCAAGUGCAUGCGCGAGGCGGAAGCAGCAGCGCCGGAGGCCGCGCCAGUCGACGCGGAGAUGUGA